Molecule: messenger RNA, 2142 nt
Organism: Doryrhamphus excisus (bluestripe pipefish)
Lineage: Eukaryota; Metazoa; Chordata; Actinopteri; Syngnathiformes; Syngnathidae
Gene: prpf38b
Product: pre-mRNA processing factor 38B
Source: RefSeq, a predicted model, not a curated record
GUUGCUCUCAGCCUACUGCACCACGGCGCCAGCUUCCAGUUCCGGUUCCACCUCGCAUCAGCACUUUAGGUUUUUACGGCGGCGGGAAGUUGAUAUCAUCGAUUUUCCACCGUUUUGCUUCAAUAACGGACAAAGUUGGUAAUAAUCGGGACUGAAUAGAAACAAACAGAUGGAUCUGUAAGUGGAAGGAGGACUACAGUACUUGAAAACAACUCGGCGUCGCGGGAUUUAGUUACCAUGGCUAACCAGGCCGUUAGCAAGCCUGCGUCUGGAAAACAUGGAAACGUACUGCCCCUGUGGGGCAACGAGAAGACGAUGAACCUCAACCCAAUGAUUCUUACAAAUGUGCUGUCUUCACCGUAUUUCAAAGUGCAGCUGUAUGAGUUAAAGACAUACCAUGAAGUGGUGGACGAAAUCUAUUUCAAGGUGACUCAUGUUGAGCCAUGGGAGAAAGGAAGCAGAAAGACUGCAGGUCAGACUGGAAUGUGCGGAGGGGUUCGUGGAGUUGGCACCGGAGGCAUUGUGUCAACAGCCUUCUGUCUACUGUACAAACUGUUUACUCUGAAGCUGACACGCAAACAGCUGAUGGGCCUGAUCACUCACACAGACUCGCCCUACAUCCGAGCGCUUGGCUUCAUGUACAUAAGAUACACACAGCCCCCAGCAGAUUUAGUAGACUGGUAUGAUGACUUCAUGGAUGAUGAGGAGGAGCUGGACGUGAAGGCUGGAGGAGGCUGCGUGAUGACCGUCGGCGAGAUGCUGCGCUCAUUUCUCACCAAACUGGAAUGGUUCUCCACACUGUUCCCCCGCAUCCCUGUGCCUGUGCAGAAGAAUAUCGACCAGCAGAUGAAGGCUCGACCUCGCAAGGUGGUUCAGAAGGAGCCACAGGAGGAAGAGGAUACUUUCGAAGAAGCAGGGAGGCAAGCGGAGCGUCGGCGCUCCAGGACUCCCAGGCGAACACCAAGCCCCAGACGCUCUCCCAAGCGGUCGAGGAGCCGGAGCCACCAUCAGGAACGAGACCGCCACGGCCCCAGCUUUGAUCGCGAGCUAGAAAGGGAGCGGGAACGUCAGAGGAAGGAGCGUGACGGCAGGGAACGCGAUAGGGAAAGAGUGGACAGGGAGAGGAGGCGAUCCCGCAGCGCAGACAGAAACCACCCCGAGCGACGGGAACGCCGAAGAAGUCGCAGCGCCAGCCGGGACCGAAGGAGCGAGCGGCGAGACAAAGAGCGGGACGGAGGCGACGACCGCAGCAAGCGGAAGGACCGGGACCACCAUCGAGAUCGGCCCGCGGAGAGGGAGAGGUCCAGGGAGAGAAAGAGCAGGGGGGAGAGCGACGACAGGAGGCACAAAGACGACAGGGAGCGGCACAGAGACGAGCGCAAGGCCAAGAAGUCGAGCCGAAGUCGAAGCCGGGAGAGGCGGCACAGAAGCGGAGGCGAGGAAAAGACCAGGAAGCGGGAUGGCAGCCACAGCAGAGAAAAGGAAAGAGACGGAGAGCAGCGCGCUCACAAACGCAGUCGCAGCAAAGAGAGGAGCCAUCACCAGCGAGAGUUCAGUAACGAUCACGGCAAACACGCCGACCGACGGAGGAGUCAGAGCGUUGAGUAAAUGUCACCGCCUGCGUCUUUUUUUUUCCUCAUGUUUUCUAUCCAGUUGUUGAAAUUUCACUUUUUGUGAAACAGAAGGAAUGUCAUCAAACCUGGAUGUAAACAUGACUUUAUGGUUUUCUGCCUUCCUCACUUCCUAGUAGACCAUUGUUAGUCUUCACUUGACGUCUGAAAUGUGGGGAAAACAACAUUUUAAUUUUCUACCGUUGGUUGUUUUCGGCCUGGAAAAAUCUGAUUUUUGUGUAUAUAUUUUCAGAGACUGUGUUACACAUCGAUGGCCGGAAUCGCAUUCAUUUAACGGGGUGGGCACAAGCUUUGCAAAAAGCAAUCUUUAGCUGAAAAACCUUGAUUUCAAAAGAUGUCAAUAAUUGCAUCCAUGUGAAAUUAUGUUUGUAGACAUCCUGAGAAUGUUUUAAUCCCUCAAAGGAGAGUCUUCAAAGAGUACAAGUGAGCUCAUAAUGAGACCCCUGCUUGUCGUGUCUGGGUUCUUGCUCUGUUGCAUUUUGUUUUUCUAAUAAAACACUUUUACAAAUAA